Messenger RNA from Echinops telfairi (small Madagascar hedgehog), 4120 nucleotides. RefSeq names its product zinc finger protein 566. NCBI's taxonomy places the organism in Eukaryota, Metazoa, Chordata, Mammalia, Afrosoricida, Tenrecidae. The transcript is spliced from 3 exons. The record is from RefSeq and is a predicted model, not a curated record. The coding region runs from base 1271 to 2752 and encodes 493 amino acids. Gene Ontology annotation, biological process: regulation of DNA-templated transcription.
CUAAUAAAAUGAUUAAAAAAAAAAAAAAGAAGCAACAGGGGUCUCACGUAUUUUGGACAUGUUUUAAAGAGGGACUAACCACUGACGAUGAGCAUGUUUGGUCAGCAAAGAGGAGGAAGCCCCUCGAUGCACUGUGGUGCUCAAAUAGAGAAAUGCUGUGAGAAUGGCACCGCGCCAGGCAGGGUUUCCUUCCGUUGUACAGGUUAAUAUGAGCCCAGACCACCUUAAUGGCACCUAGCAACCACAAAGGACCAAUUGUUAAUGACCGAUUUGGACUGGUAAAAAUAUACAGGAAGAAGAAGGUAGCCCUUAACAUUUUAAGUAUGUUUAAAAACGAGCCCCGGGGGUGUACUGGGAGAAGGAUGAGCUGCUUGCUACAGGGUCAGUGGUUUGAACCCACCAGCAACUGCGGGUGAAAAAUGAAGCUAUCUUUACUUGGGAACCAGAGGGGCGAGUCUAGCCUGUUUUAUAGGGUUGCUAUGAGUCAGAAUCGACUCGGUGGCAGUGAGGCUUUUUGUUUUGUUUGGAUUUAAGAACCCAUGGCCUAAAGGGGCCCAGGGAUGUUCAGAAUUGGUCAAAAGAUUGGAGAGUGGAGGUAUAGCUGACGUUCAUCACAUAGAAAUUAGCUUUGGGCUGAUGACACUUCUCAUUUCCCUCAUGAAAUAGGCCGCUCCCCACCCGACUGCAUCACACAUGCCUUGUGUCUCCCUGCUUUCUUCUGGUCUAAGCCUACUGCAGAGCUUUUCCAGAGUUCCCUGUGGCUGUUUUCCUGGGAUUUUCCUGCACUUUCACCACUUUCUGGUGUGACUUGUUUUUCUCCUUUUACUUGGUGUUCGCCCUUGUGUUGGGGAAACACACUCUCCAGUAGUUUCCUAAGAAACAGUGCUUGAGUCCUUGCAUGUCUCAACCCUCACAAUAGAAGGAGUUACAGAAUUUUAGGUCAGAUUUUUUUCAUUAGAAUAUUGAGGAAUAAUUCUUAAUGUCUUCUUGCUUUGAGUGCUGGUCUUGAGAACUCCCUGGCCUGUUUGACACCUGGCGCAUUUUAAAUGACCAAGGCUCCUCUCCCUGGAAGUUUUUAGGGUCUCUUCAUUUUCUUAUUCUGAAAUGUUGGAUAUUUUGAAGACAGAGACGGGUGGGGGUAGAAGAGGCUUCAUCUGUUGGUGAUUUACUGUGUGUAGUAUUGUGCUGGAUGUUUGUAGACACGAUUUCAUUUAAUCAGGUGAUUCCUCUGAGUGGGAUUUGUACCUCCCCAGGCCUAUUUGGAUAAUGGAUGUGUGCCUUUGUACACAAGCAGUUUUGCCUGGCAGAAACAGAACGACAGAGAAGCCAACUGGUUCAUUCAAGCGAAUUUCUUCCUAAUCCUCCACAUGCUUCCCAGACAUUUAGCUACACUCCGUAUGUCCACUAUUUGUCACUCCCUCUGCCUUCAUUUGCUCUUCUCUCUCUCCUUCACAAAAGCAUUUCCUUUUUAUUAAUCAAGCAAUAUACUUGGUUGUUAUUCCAGGAGUCAGUGAUGUUCAGUGAUGUGUCCAUAGACUUCUCUCAGGAAGAGUGGGAGUGCCUGAAUGAUGAUCAGAGAGAUUUGUACAGAGAUGUGAUGUUGGAGAAUUAUAGUAACCUGGUUUCAAUGGCAGGAUAUUCCAUUUCUAAACCAGAUCUUAUCUCCCUCUUGGAGCAGGGGAAGGAGCCCUUGCUGGUUGACAGAGAGGUGACAAGAGGCCAGUGGCCAGUCCUGGAACCAAAAUGUGAAACCAAGACAUUCGUUCUGAAGAAGGAACCCUUUGAAGUAGAACCAUCACACUGGGCGGUCUUGCAAAGGCUCAGAAGAUACGAUCUUCAGUGCUCCAGGUUCAGAGAUGAUUUGGAAAGUAACAGCCACUUUGAGAAACAACAUGACUCUCAGGAGAGCCAUUUAGAUCAACUGAUGUUUAUGCAGGAAAACAUGCCCACUUUUGGUCAGCAUCCAUCCUUUGCAUUACAGCAAAUCAUUAAUAAUAAAGAGAGAUGCUAUGAAACUAAGGAAUAUGGGAAAACCUUUAGACUUGGCUCACAACUUACACAUCAGAUAAUUCAUACCGCUGAGAAACCCUAUGAUUGUAAGGAAUGUGGGAAAGCCUUUAGACAUCUAUCAAGGCUGGCUCAUCAUCAAAAAAUACAUACCGGCAAGAAACCUUUUGAAUGUACAGAAUGUGGAAAAACCUUUAUUUGUGGCUCAGACCUUACUCGACAUCACAGAAUUCACACUGGUGAGAAACCCUAUGAAUGUAAAGACUGUGGCAAGGCCUUUAGCAGUGGCUCAAACUUUACUCGACAUCAGAGAAUUCAUACUGGUGAGAAGCCCUAUGUAUGUAAGGACUGUGGGAAGGCUUUUAGCAGUGGCUCAAACUUUACUCAACAUCAAAGAAUUCAUACUGGAGAGAAACCCUAUGAAUGUAAGGAAUGUGGAAAUGCCUUUAGUCAGAGCUCACAACUUAUUAAACAUCAGAGAAUCCAUACAGGUGAGAAACCCUAUGAAUGUAAACAAUGUGAAAAGGCUUUUCGUUCUGGUUCAGACUUAACUCGACACCAGAGAAUUCAUACUGGUGAGAAACCUUAUGAAUGCAAGAUAUGUGGAAAGGCUUAUUCUCAGAGCUCACAACUUAUUAGUCAUCAUAGAAUUCAUAUUGGUGAGAAACCCUAUGAAUAUAGACAAUGUGGAAAGACUUUUAACUGUGGCUCCCAACAUAUUAAACAUCAAAAUUUAUACUGGUGACACACUAAGACAUAAAAUAUAUAUGAAGGAGAAAAUGCUGUUUGCCUGUUGGAAUUCUACAGUAUUGGCAGUAAACAGGCCAUGGGAACUACAUUUACUGUCCUCUUAAGAAAAUGACCAUCCUGGGAGUAGCUUGGUGAUCAGCACCAAUGUUGGCAGGAAAACAAGAAGCAAGGCCUUCUAGGUUACAAGGGGGUGGAGCCACAUCAUCUGGAUCCCAAAGGGUAGGGCCAUAGCAUCCUAGGUUUCAAAAGUCAAAUAUUUGCCGCCAACUUGGUUCCAGAGUGGGAGGCUGCUCUUAAGAUUUGCAAGGGAGAUGGGGCUACUGCCCAAAGCUGAAAGGGGCAGCACUAGCAUGCCCAAGGGGUAGCAAAACAGGGCGAGGAGGUGGGGUUGCCUCUCAGAUGAAGUAGGAGUUUAGGGCCACCCAAAGCCAAGAUAGCAGAGUUCACACCCAGAGCUCUUAGAAGAUGGAGCUGAAGCCCUGGACUGAGAAGGCAACACCCAGAGGUUGGAGACCGGGAGGAACCAUUGCCCAGAUGGUCUCCGGGAUGAUUAUGUUCAGCAUUAAGAGCUAAUGGAAAUUCCCUCCCUCCGAUUGCUCUCAUUUAUAAUGGAAACGUGUACCUUUGACCUGUUCACCACGGUACUCUGGAAACAGGUAGCCUGCACUCUAGAUAUCACAGGUUCCCAGAUGAAGAGUAGCUUUGCUCUAGGAUGAAAUAUACCCCAAAUCUCUACCCAUAUUUAAUUUAGAUGGUUUUGAAGAUGAGAUUUGAGACUUAUGAGUUGAUUUAAGAUUUGGGAGGUGAUGUGAUAGGGUGCUGGUACAAUUGGGUAAGCGUUGGACACUAAAUGGCAAGAUCAUUGGUUCAAAAUCCCCUGCUGCUCCACAGAAGUCGGGGCUGUUACCUGUCGAGGUUUAUAGCUUCAGAAACCCUAUAUAAGGUUGCUCUGGGUUGGAGUCAACUCAAUAGCAGUGGGUCUGGUUAGGUUUUCUAGCGAUAGGGUGAACGUGUUUUGCAUGUUGGAAGGGUAUGAAUUUUGGGAGAAUGAAAGGUGGAAUGCUACUGAUUGAAUUGUGUCCCCAAAAUGUAUUUUAAGUCUUAACUUCUAUGCCGGUGAUGAAUGGGCUGUCUUUGCUAUGUUAAUGGGACAAUUAAAAUGAGCAAAUAAAUGAGUGAAGCCAGGAUGGGAUAAGGUAGAUGCCAAUGCCAGAGAUGUCUCCAAGGCAGCAGAGGGGGAAAAGACCAAGGACCUUUCUCCAGAGUCAACAGAGAAAGUAAACCUGCCUCUGGAGCUGGCUCUCUGACUUCAGACUUAAAGCCUCCUAAGCUAUGAGAAAAUAAAUUUAUUUUGUUAAACCCA